Molecule: messenger RNA, 204 nt
Organism: Clunio marinus
Lineage: Eukaryota; Metazoa; Arthropoda; Insecta; Diptera; Chironomidae
Source: the annotation of a GenBank genome assembly
AUGAAAGCACAUGUACAUGAACUAAAAGCGGCAAGUUUUGUUAUUCAUCAAAUGAAAUUGUUCACAUUUACGAAUGUUCUCGUUCACAUCACGUCCUUAAGCGUGUUUGAUAGUGAAAAUGAGCAAGUUUUUCCUGAUAGAAAAUCUACUAGAAAUGUGUUCAUGUUUUAUAACGAAUCUUCAAUUUAUCAUCCCAAAGUUUGA